CUGCCGGAAGUGGUCAGGGAGGGAGUGGAGACAGUGUGGCUCCUUCCGCUGCUGCCCUAGGUCCCUGUUAUGCACAUUGACUGGCGGCGGCGGCGGGAUGUUCGCGCCGGGGGCGGAAAACUUCCUGCGGCAGGCCAGGGAGAUCCAGGAUGAAGAACUGAGGAAGUUUAGUUCCCGAAUCACAAGCCUUCUCCAGAAUCACGACUUGGGAAAUGAUACCAUUGACUGUUUGCAGAGACUUUUCCUUAUUGUUUCAGCCACAAAAUAUGUCCGGAAGUUGGAUGGCAAAUUUGUAGAGCUGUUGCAGAAAGUACUGUGUUUGCCCAAGUGUCCUGAGCAGAUUCAGGCUCUGUGUGCUGCCAUCUUGAGAGAGAUGUCACCCAGCAAUUAUCUGAUCCUAUCCUGCGAUGAAAUCCAGGAGGCAAAGCUCUUGAGUCUAGUAUCCUCCGUCCUCUUGGCUCAGGGACAUAAAAAGGCUGAGGUGUUAGCAGUGGGACAGCGUGUUGUAAAAGUCCUGGAAGGGCGACUGCCUGAGGGUCAGAGUUCACGGCACCUUCUUCCUCUACUCUCCAAGAUCAUCAGUCUAUCUCCAGCAAGCCUAACUGAAGAUCAGACCAAUCUGGUCAAUAAAAGGAUGGUGGACUGGCUGAGAUACGCAAGCGUUCAGCAAGGAGUUGCACAGCCCUCUGGAGGCUUCUUCUCCAAUCCCAGGGCAAGGCAGCCUGGCCCUAUCACAGAGGUGGAUGGUGCAGUUGCCACAGACUUCUUCACGGUGCUCUCAAUUGGUCAAUAUUACACAGAGGACCAGUGGCUCAACAUGCAGGCCUUUUCCAUGCUGCGCAAGUGGCUGUUGUGCUAUGGGAGCGAGGGGGCGAACAGCCCUAAUUCAGAUGACAAAUCAGAGGUAGAUGGAUCUAUCAUGUCCAUGGUCUCUGCUACUUCCACCUCCAGUCGCCUGCUUCCCCCGAAGGAGCGUCUAAGAGAGAAGGCUUUUGAAUAUUGCCAGCGGCUUAUCGAGCAAAGCAACCGGCGGGCCCUGAAGAAACCAGACGGGGACCUGCAAAAAGCUUGUCUCGUCGAGGCUGUCACUAUCCUGGAUAUUAUCUGCAGGCAGGACUCCUCCUAUGUGUACCGGACGCUCUCCUGCCUGAAGAUCUUGCAUGGCAGAAUCAGUGGGGACCUUGCUUAUGCCAGGGCAUUGCUGCCCAUUGCUCAGUUCUUCCUGAACCACAGUGAGACUGCAGCGGUGGAUUCAGAGGCAGUUUACGAGCACUUGUUCACCAGGAUUCCUGCUCAACUCUUCCACAGCCCAAUGCUGGCCUUUGAGUUUAUCCAGUUCUGCAGGGACAACAUCCAAUUCUUCACAGAGAACCUCAGCAUCUUCAGACGGAGCUUCCCAAACCUCUUCAAGCUCCUAGCAUGGAAUAGCCCAGCCUUGAUCUCUGAGUUCAUGGAUCUUCUGCCAGCUCUGCUUGGUGCAGACACAGCCAUCGAGAUCUUUCACUUGCUGCUUGACCUGCCAUGUUUGGCGGCUGCUCUGGACAUCCAGCUGAGAUCUGCCUCUGCUCCCAUCUCGGAGAGAGCCACCUGGGAUCCUGCUGCCAAGCCAGCCAGCUGCCUGGAGGCCUUCCGCCACCCGCUCUACAGAAGCACCUUUCAGUAUCUCCUCCGCAUUGAGACUGCCCCCAGAGACUCCCCUGAGCGGUACGAGGUUGGCUCCUCUUCGCCAGCUGCUGGGGUCCAUGGCCAGCUGUCCCCGGGUCGUGCAGUGUGCAGACACCAUCCCUGUCUUACUGAAGCUGUACUUCAGUGUGGUGGCAGAGGCUGCUUCCAGCAGCAGCUGCUGACCGGUGAGGCCUCUUCAAGUGUGGGCAGCAGCAGGACAAGUGCAAGGCUCCUGCCCAACACCCUGUGUCACUUGGAUCAGGCUGCCAGGCUCCAGGCAUCCCCUCUGGAGUGGCUGGGGGCUGUGGUUUUGCUGAAGGAAAUGCUUCUCCAUAUCCAGUUUGCAGACGGCCCCCUGAUAAACCAGCUGGUGUUGGUGCUGCUGGAGAGGAGUGAGCAGCUCUACGAGAUCCCGGCGUUUAAGGCCGAUGUCCAUAGAGUGCUGAGCUCCCAGCUGGUGCUUCUGUGUAAGCUGCACCCCUCCCUGGUAGUGGAACUGUCCAAAGAGCUUCUGGAGUUUUCAGGAACUGUCAGCAACAUCUGGAACAAAGAGGAUAUCUUCACCUAUGUGGUCUGGGCUAUUGGAGAGUACAUGUCUGUCUCAUAUGACAAAAGGUGCACCGUGGAGCAGAUCAACAAGUUCUUCGAAGCCCUGGAGGCCAUGCUGUUUGAAAUCACGCAACUGCGGCCCUCGGCCAGCAUCCCCAAGUAUUCGCCACGUGUCAUCACGGUUCUCAUGACAACGCUGACCAAACUGGCAUCUCGCAGCCAGGAUCUGAUCCCCAGGAUGUCCCUGUUCCUGUCCAAGAUGAGAGCGUUUGUUCAGAGCCCUGCCAUGGCCUCGGUGUACAGUGAGGAAGACAAUGAGGAGAUCCUGACCCGGGCUGCUGAGCUGAUGAACCUGUUGAAAAUGCCCAGUGUGGCUCAGUUUGUACUGACGCCAUCAGCGGAGGUUGCCAGCCCACGGUUUCACCGAGACACUAACGUGUCCCUGCCUCUCGCCAUGAAGACGGCCAGCCGGCUUUUAGAAAGGGGGAUUGGCUUUGUGCCAGGGUGAGGGGUUGGCAUUUCUGAGUGUACACUGACUGACGAGACCUGGCUGGCUCUGUGCUGUAUUUUGACUAACCUGCUGCUGCUGACUCUGCUUAAUGGAAUAUGGGGAAGGUGGAGGGAUGAGGCUCUGCUCCAAGCUGCACUUUCCUGGAAAUGGGCAAUAAAUGACGGAAGAGAGGAAUAACCAGA
Gopherus flavomarginatus (Mexican gopher tortoise) is the source of this 2907-nucleotide messenger RNA. RefSeq names its product adaptor related protein complex 5 subunit zeta 1 (gene AP5Z1). Lineage: Eukaryota; Metazoa; Chordata; Testudines; Testudinidae. The record is from RefSeq and is a predicted model, not a curated record. The transcript has 17 exons. The coding region runs from base 98 to 2722 and encodes 874 amino acids. Gene Ontology annotation, cellular component: AP-5 adaptor complex.